ACGGCAUCCCCCCCCGCGGUGAGACGUCCCCUGCCCCGGCUGGUUGUGGUUGGUGAGGUGGCUGCUCCGCGUCGUUCGGACCCCUUCGCCUGGACUGUGGUUGGUGGUCGUAAGGUACUGGAUACAUGCUUAGUUGAUUUAAGCAAAAUCUUGCAUGUUUAAUUCUUUAAGAAUCCAUGAAUGUGUAUAUUUGACUUUUUAACAUGUCUGUUUUGUGUCUGCCUACCUGAGUGUCCAUUUCAACUUUUCCUUAAAGUACAGAUCAUAAACUAGAUAGCAGUUUUUUAAUUGUGUUGAGGGCAAGUAAAACUUUUCAGAAGAUCAUGUAAAUGUCAAAAACCACCUAUUUUGAGAAUGUGAAAGGGAAUUAGUUUUCAAACAUAAAAUAUAAAAUGCAACAUGACAUCCCUUUGUUAUUUGAAAUCUCAUCUUCAAACAAUAAGUAUGGACUGUAUUUUGUUGCUAAGAAAUGGGGGAAACUUGUGCAAGUAAUGGUGAAAAGAGCAACUGUGACAAGUGGUACCAGAAUAAUGGCAAAAACAGUGAGAUAGUGAUAUUGAUUGGUGUCACACACACUUCAUAAUUUAUAUGUAGUUUGUAGAAUCAAAUAUACUUUAUUGAUGUCGAAGGGGAAAUUGCUUAUUUGCUGAAAAGGUGGAUCAUCCAAGGUGUAAAUAUUAGUUAAUACAAAUUAAACCAUAAGCAAUAUAAAAUUUAUGAAAAUGUAUACAUAACUGUGAUAUUGUAAGUAGUUUAAAAAUGUGACAAAAUAUAAAAUAAAUAGACAAAAUAACAAGCGCACACUUAUGUUAAUCUAUAAAUGAGUCCAGGAAAAACUUGGAGUAAAGACACUCACAGUCUGGUCAUUGUAUAUGAAAAAUUGUGUAACUAAUAAAUGUGCAGCAGGCAGGUUUGCUAUUUUUUUAACUUUAAGUCAAAGAGGGAAACUUGGAGCCAUAUUGUGAGGCACAGUGAAGAUUAAAAUGAUGAUGGCAGUUUUAUUAGAAAUGUAAAUAAUCUGAGGCAUAAAGGGUAAAAUGAGGUAAUGGUAGGGUCAGAGGCAGGUACUCAGAGGUCCAAGCAGAGGAAUGGCGGCGCUGUACAGCUGUAAGGAGUCGAUCACCAGGGGUAGAGGAAGAGCUACUCCCCCACCAGCUAGUAAGCAGCUUCCAGCCAUGGUAAACUCCAGGAGUUAAGGUUGUGCUGGAGGAAAUACCACACAAAACACUAAGAUAAUUUCUUUUGAGGAAAUGCAAAGGUAAAAUCAAAGUUUGUUAAAAAUGACAAUAUAUAUAUAUAUGUAUAUACCUUGCUUCCACUGAAUAUAAUUUUUCAUUGUUUACAGACGCCUCGUGGGGACCAGGGUGGUGAUGGCUAUCCACAGGCCACUGGGAGGAUGGUUGACCAACAGGGAGACCUGCUGGAUUCUUCCAUCCCCCCGAAUCCUGUGUGGUUCAGCCCAACGUUGCUGGAGGAGAUGGACCGGAUCGUUCCUGCGUCUGGCCUUGACGCUCCGAUACCUACAUGUUCUCCGACGAGGAAGAAGAAGACGAGUCCGAGGCGUCGUCCAAUUUCCGAUCCCUCCAAGCUGAAUCCGGUGGAGCGGCAGAUGGAGGGAGCGCCGAGAGAGACCACCACGCCAGCUCGUCGCCAGGCACGGAGUCCGGUCCCCCCGAUGGACGUCGAGGCCCCUACCGAGUCCUCUUCCGUGCCGCUGGAGGACCAUGUCCGGGAUGGGAGCUGCCAGGCUUCUGCGCUGGAACCCGGGAUCAGCGGUCCACCUGUCCUGUCGGUAAGUGCUACACAUUCUCAAGCCGACAAGAGGUACGCUGCAUUUUCCCGCAAUCACCAGUGCACAUGCAUGGCACUCACAUUUUUAGCUUACCACAAUGAGGGGUUGCAGUUUGACACAGUGUUGCUUGACAGAGUGAUUGAAAAAGGAGACCAACUUUAUGUCGGCGUUAAACAGCAACUGAUCAGUGAUGGAACAUUUCGUGACAAUCACUUGACCUUUGAAGAGAUGCCUGACCAUGUGUUGACAGACGGGAACAUCUAUGCUGUACACACAACUGGUUUAAGGGUAGGUCAUGUUUUUGCUGGUAGCGGGAGCCCUCAAGGAUCUCGACAAUUGGGUUUGCCUCUUGCCCUGCAACUGGAAUGUCUGUCGGAAAAUGUCACCCAUGCUUUUCUUUUGGUGACUCCAGAGUGCAUUGCAGUUUUCAGGGACAGAAGCGGUCGGUUUGGAGUUUUUGAUUCCCACUCAAGAAAUUCAGCAGGCCUGCCCCACCCCAGUGGAACUGCAGUAAUGAUGACUUUCUGCAAACUGUCUGACAUGGUCAACCAUCUGCUGAAGCUCUUUCGAAACCGCGGCCCCAAUGCCACCUAUGAGUUUGUUCCAGUAGGUUUUGUGAGGGAUAAUGAUGACCCUUCUGAAAGGCCAAAUUCUUCUCAGGAUUUAGCCUUUCAGAACAUUUCACCUGGAGGCACAAAAGUAAGUCCAACUGUUUUCAAACCUGAGAGCACUUGUGAAGAGAAAAUGCCUCCUUGGCUUAGGAAAGUUGCAAACGUAUUAGAGGAGACGGCUCCAACCAUUCCAAAUGUGUCAAAAGCAUCAAAAGCCAAGAGAAGAAAGAUUAGGGACAGGGUUAAAGCCCAGCAGGGACAGAAUUUAAAAAUAAAAAUUAAAAAAAGUACAUAUGAAAAAGACAGAUAUGUAAAAUCUCCAACAUUUAGGACCAAAAAGCUACAGGCCUUAAAAGAAUCAUACAUUCUUCAUCAAGCACAGAGGAAGGAUUGCAUCAAAAAUAGAUAUAGGACAGAUACACGAUUCCGGAAGAGACAAAUAAAUUACGUGAAGUCCAGAUUCAACUUUAUCCCCAGCUUAAGAGCCAGUCAGAAAUCCUACAUGGCUGAGUAUAUAAGGGAAAGGUUCAGAAAUGAUCCUGUCUUUAAAAACAGACAAAAAGCAUACAUUAGGAAUCGAUUCAGAAAUGAUCCGGUCUUUAGAAGCAGACAAAAAUCAUACAUCAGGAAUCGAUUUAGAGAUGAUCCGGUCUUCAGAAACCAACACACACAAAAAAUGAGUGAGCAUCUGAGGGAAAAGUAUCACAGAGAACCAAAUUAUAAGGCCCAACAUAAUAAAAAAUGUGCUGCCAGCAGAAGAGUCAGACUAUCAAGACAAGCACUGGCCAAAAAUUUAACACUGCAGCAUGCUUUGCGAAUCAGAAGAAAGUACAAAAGAAAUGUAGGCUUCCACUUUGAAACCCCACGCCCUCUGAUGAGUGACAAAAUGAAAGCUGCGAUACAAAACUUUUAUAAGAACAUACAAAACGGACCCACAUACGUUUGCACUGUGUGUCACAGAGCUCUUUUCCCCAAUCAAGUAAAGCACUGUAAACGAGGUAAAUAUACUAAGAAUAUGCGUGUAGUAGCUGAUUGUCUAACAGGUAUGUAUGUUCAUGUGUGUGGAUCUGCAUGCUCUACCCCAUGUUCUGUACCUGAAGAGAGGAUGGGGGAGUGGAUCUGCUACACAUGUGACAGCCAUCUAACUAGAGGAAAGAUGCCAUCGAUUGCUGCUGCCAAUAACCUUCAUCUGGCUUCGGUUCCCACAGAGCUUGUGGAAUUGAAUGUACUUGAAAGGCAAUUAAUUGCAAAGAUUUUACCUUUUGCAAAAAUUGUUUCCUUGCCAAAAGGACAGCAAAGGGCAAUACAUGGAGCUGUUGUUUGUGUUCCUUCUGACAUGGAAACAGUUGUAAACAGUCUUCCGAGGCCCCGUGAGGAAGCCCAGCUUUUACAGGUGAAGCUUAAGAGAAAAACCAAAUAUAAAGGUUACCAAUAUUUUUACACGGUCAACAUGAAAAAUGUCUUGGCUGCACUGAUAAAGCUUAAAGAGAGUCAUCCGGAUUACAAAGAUGUAACUAUAAAUGAAAGUGCAACAUUUGAAGGUUUCCAAGACGACCAGCCAGUUGAGGACUCUGAUCUACAGGCAGAGGAGGCUGAAAUGGAUGCAGCAACAGACCAGCAGCCUGACCACAUAGGGGCAGAGCAUCAGGCACUUCGCCCUGGUCUGAUCUUGGACACCUGCAUGCAGCCUCCUGACAUAGCACAAGAAGUAUUGUCAUAUGGAGAUGGAAUUUUCAGCAUUGCGCCGGCUCAGGGGAACAAGCCCAUCUCCUUCUUCAGUGUUCCGCGACUUGAAGCCAAGGCUUACCCUGUACAUUUCCCAACUGGAGUAAACACUUUAGAUGAAUCCCGUCGUGUUGCACUUUCACCGAGUAUGUAUUUCAAUGUACGGCUUUUCUCAAUAGAUACUCGGUUUGCCAAAGACCAGAGUUACCUUUUCUUUGCUCAGUUUGUGACAGAAACUCAUAUUGCCAAUGACAGUAUGUCCAUUCAGACAAGAAAAGGUAAACCAAGCACCAAAGAUGGAAAAAAUAUUUCCAGCAAAAUGCUCCAGAACAAAGAGGAGUUGGAAAAACUGAUCCAAAAUAAAGAGGCCACCCGUUUCAUGCAACCCUUGAGAGGAACUCCCGCUUAUUGGGAGAAAGGAUUACGGGAUUUGCACGCCAUGGUGAGGCAACUUGGAAAGCCCACUUUCUUUUGCACAUUCUCUGCUGCUGAAAUGAGAUGGCCAGAAGUCAUUGAGGCCAUCAAAGGUCAACAUGGGGAGCAGGUAAGUUUUUCUGAGCUUGACUGGAAUGCAAAGUGUGACAUUCUUAGAAGUAACCCUGUCACCGUCAUGCGCAUGUUUGAAAAGAGAGUGGAUGCACUUUUCAGAGACCUCAUUCUUUCCCCUUGGACCAGUUGA
Molecule: messenger RNA, 4807 nt
Organism: Gambusia affinis (western mosquitofish)
Lineage: Eukaryota; Metazoa; Chordata; Actinopteri; Cyprinodontiformes; Poeciliidae
Exons: 6
Coding region: 1397-4807 (1136 amino acids)
Source: RefSeq, a predicted model, not a curated record